This is a messenger RNA of Cuscuta epithymum, 317 nucleotides long. The record is from the annotation of a GenBank genome assembly. NCBI's taxonomy places the organism in Eukaryota, Viridiplantae, Streptophyta, Magnoliopsida, Solanales, Convolvulaceae.
UUCUUAUGAACAGUGGGAGAGGUCCAACCGAAUGUGCCUCAUGGUGAUUAAGAAUUCCAUAUCUGUAGCCAUUCGCGGAGCCAUUCCUGACUCUGAAAAUGCGAAGACCUACCUAGAAUAUGUGGAAGAACAAUUUAAGGGCACUUCUAAAGCACAUGCCAGUACCCUAAUUCUCAAAAUGUUGACGAGUAAGUAUGAUGGAGUAAGUGGUAUUCGUGAGCACAUCAUGAAAAUGUCUGAUAUGUCUAACAAGCUCAAAAGUAUGGACAUGGAGAUCAGUGAAGGUUUCCUCGUUCAUUUCAUAAUGACUUCUCUAC